Messenger RNA from Acanthochromis polyacanthus (spiny chromis), 16811 nucleotides. RefSeq names its product zinc finger protein OZF-like. The transcript is spliced from 10 exons. The record is from RefSeq and is a predicted model, not a curated record. Bases 7097 to 14476 code for a protein of 2459 amino acids. Gene Ontology annotation, molecular function: chromatin insulator sequence binding; DNA-binding transcription factor activity, RNA polymerase II-specific; RNA polymerase II cis-regulatory region sequence-specific DNA binding. NCBI's taxonomy places the organism in Eukaryota, Metazoa, Chordata, Actinopteri, Pomacentridae. Gene Ontology annotation, biological process: regulation of transcription by RNA polymerase II. Gene Ontology annotation, cellular component: nucleus; chromosome.
AGUUUUCAGGGCAGUUAGAGAUGAUGGAGCAGAAACUAUCUCUUGGAGUCCAGUUGUUGUUGUGUAGUGAUCGUUUCGAGCGAGCCAAGAGACGUCGACUGCUGAUGACCCAAUGACCCCUCUCCGGUCGUACCGGAGCCGUUAGUUUCCUCUCCCGGAUCCGUUUAGUGUUGAACCCAGUGAAGAGUGGAACAUGUGUCCGCCGACAGAAGCAGCUUAAAGUCUGUGAGGUUGAGUUUGAGCUGCAGCGACGUGGAUUUGUGCCGGAAACGGGUGAAGACGGAUUGCGAGCUGUCAGUCAGCUUCGAGGUCUUCUCCGGCAUCUGGAAUCACAUGAACUUGUCACUCAUCCUCUGGAGGAGGAGAGUCUGACGGAGGAGCAGAGGAACGUUGUCAGCCAUUUGGUGUGAGCUCAACAACAGAGGAAACAUGGAUUCUUCACAAGAAAAACAUGAAACCAGCAAUGGAGUCAGACAUUGGACCUCUGAGGAGGAUGACGAUGGUUCUCCAACAACAACAAACCAAGAUGAACCACUCAGUUGCGAGCAAUGUGGCACGACUUUUAUCACAGCAAUAAAGCUAAGGAUUCACCAACGUAUUCACACUGUGGAGAAACCGUUCAGAUGUGAUCUGUGUGCAAAGACUUUUAGUAACAAGGAUAACUUAAGAAGACACCAACUCAUCCACAGUGGAAUAAGACCAUUCAGCUGUGAUCAGUGUAGGAAGAGUUUUACUUGGCUGCAUCAAUUAAAAUCCCAUUAUCUCGUUCACAGUGGAGUUAAACCAUUCAGUUGUGAUCAGUGUGAGAAGAGUUUUACUUGCAAGAGUACAUUAACAAUACAUAAGCUCAUUCACAGUGAAGUUCGACCAUUCAGCUGUGAUCAGUGUGGGAAGACUUUUAAACGGGAGCAUCAUUUAAAAGACCAUGAACUCCUUCACAAUGGAGUUAAACCAUUCAGCUGUGAUCAGUGUGGGAAGACUUUUGCUCAGGUGAGCAACCUAAGAUCCCAUGAACUCAUUCACAGUGGAGUAAAACCAUUUAGCUGUGAUCAGUGUGGGAAGACUUUUAUUUGCAGGAGUAGGUUAACAAAACAUCAACUCAUUCACAGUGAAGGUCGACCAUUCACUUGUGAUCAAUGUGGGAAGACUUUCACACGUGAGCAACAUUUAAAAGACCAUCAACUCAUUCACAGUGGAAUUAAACCAUUCAACUGUGAUCAAUGUGGGAAAACUUUUGCUCAGAUGAGCAACCUAAAAACCCAUCAACUCAUUCACAGUGGAGUAAAACCAUUUUGCUGUGAUCAGUGUGGGAAGACUUUUACACAAAUGGGCACCCUAAGAACCCACCAACUCAUUCACAGUGGAGUGAAACCGUUCAACUGUGAUCAGUGUGUGAAAACCUUUACCGAAAACAAACAGUUAUUGAUCCGUCAAUGCCCCCACUCUGGCAGAAAGCUUUACCACUGUGACCGCUGUGAAAAAACCUUUUCGAGCCAGCAGAGCCUAAAAUCUCACCAACGCCUCCACACUGGAAAUGAUGUGUACGCAUGUGAUCACUGUGGCAAACCAUUUUUACGGUACGCGUAUUUAAAAGCUCAUGAAGUGAGCCACACUGGGGUGAAACCGUUCCACUGUGACCAGUGUGGGAAAGGCUUCAACUACAUUGCCACCUUGAAAGCUCACCAACGUGACCACGCUGGAGACAGACCAUACAGGUGUGAUGAGUGUAACAAGACUUUUACAACUUCAGGUAAUCUGAAACAACACCAAAAGAUCCACGCCAGAAAGAGAGCGGCACAGAUGGACGAAGCUCUCAGACUUGUUAGCACUCUGCCAAUGGUGAACAAUGCUGUUGUGACCAGUCUGGAUGAACCUACAACCGACAAGGAACCCUGCAACGACACCAGCGUUUGCACACUGGACACAAACUAAACCCCUGCCAAGAAGAUUUCUCCGUGCCGGGUUCAGUUAAAGUUCAUGAAGUCUCCCAUAAACUUAAAGUCCUUGAGAUCAGGCUUCAUAGAAUUCACAUUUAAUUUCUUGUAUAGUGUCUUUGUUAAGGUUGCACUUGAUCAAUCAUCUUUAAAUCAUCUCUCUAUUUCGGUUUUCUGAUGAGGUUUCCUUAGUUACUCUUACUAAAUUAAAACAAAGGAUAAGCAAGUACAGUGCCUUUAACGAGUAUUCGGCACCUGCUAUUAUUGCUUUUAAACGUGAUUCAUGGUCAUUGUAAUUUCUCUCUUUUCAAAAAGAAUUUGGAAACUCUGACCUCAGAAUUCUGUUUUGGUCCGUAGGGUUAACAGCUCAGAUAAAUAUGGUGGAGCAAGACCAUUAAGAGCUUUUGAAACAAAUAAAGUUUAAAAACAAUUCUCGACUGGACUGGAAACCAGUGGAGAGUGUAAAGGACAAAGGUGAUGUGCUCACAUCUCGGAGUGUUUGUUAAAAGACCUGCUGCUGCAUUUUUCAAGAGUUGUAGGUGGCUGAUGGAAGAGUGGGAGAUCCAUCCAUUUUCUUCCACUUAUCUGGGGUUGGGUCGUGGAAGCAGCAGACUAAACACGUCUUUCCAGACAUCCCUCUCCCCAGCAACGCUUUCUAGCUCAUUCUGGGGGAUCCCAAGGCGUUCCCAGGCCAGACAAGAUAUUUAAUCCCUCCAGCGAUUUCUGGGUCUACCCCAGAGUCUCCUCCCAGGCGGACGUGUUCACACAACCUCCAAAGGAAGUCUCCCUGUAGGCAUCCGAAUCAGACGGCCGAACCAUCUCAGCUGGCUCCUUUCGACGUGAAGGAGCAGUAGUUCUACUCUGAGCUCCCUCCGGAUGUCUGAGCUUCUCACCCUAUCUCUAAGGCUGAGCCCAGACACCCUGCGGAGAAAGCUCAUUUCGGUUGUUUGUAUCUGCAAUCUUGUUCUUUUGGUCACUACCCAGAGCUCAUGACCAAAGGUAAGGGCUGAAAGUGUGGGAUGCCAAUAUAAAGUUGCAUUAGUCCAGUCUUGAGCUGAUAAAAGCAUGAAUAGCUUUUUCGAGAUCGGUAUGAUUAAGAAAAAGCUUGACUUUGGUUACAAGACAGAGAUGAAAGAAACUUGCUCUGACUACUGGGUCAAUCUUAAAUUUCAUGUCUUUGUCAAAUAUUACCCCAAGAUUAGACCAUUGGUCUGAAAGUCAUUGUGCAUUGAUUGUUUCUCAGUGAUUGUAGUAUAAAGACUCCUGGAUCAGGAAGGUUCAGUCACUGGUGGAUCAGUACUCCUAGAUAUAAAUACACCAUGGAGACUAAAGAACACUCCAAGAAACUCUGUGAAAAUAUUACUGGCAGACAUUCAGGAUGAUACAAGAAAAAAAUUUCACUAAAUAUUUCUUGGAGUCCAGUUAAAUCCAUCAUUGAGAAAUGGAAAGAAUAUGGAACAUAAGUAAAUCUGACUAGAGCAGGACGUCCUCAAAAACUGAGAGACUGAGUAAGAAAGAAACAAGUGAAGGAGGACACCAAGACACCUAUGACUCCUCUGAAGGGGUUCCAGCUUCAGCAGCUGAGAUGUUAGAGACUGUUCAUCCAACAACUGUUGUCUGUUUUUCACCAGUCAAAGCUUUAUGGAGACAAAGAGAAAGACUCUGAUGGAAAAAUUCUGAAGUCUAGACUAGGGUUCACCAGAAGACAUGUCGAGACUCUGAAAUCAACGGAAGAAGGUUCUUUGGUUUGAAUUUCUGUUUAUACUUUGGUGCUGCUGUGAACAGACUGAAAAUCCUGGUUUGAUCUUCAUCACCAUGAACUUAUUUUGUUUUCUAAAAAAAAAUGGAAGUUGUAGUUUUUGUGCUGUUAGGUUUUAUCUUGUUUUCCAUGAUUGAUCCUUAAGUUUUACUUCACUUCUGGUCUUUCAUUUGAAUCCACCUCCACUGGUUCUUUUUCAUCAUAAACUUUAGAUAUUAUAACUGGUAUCUGUAAAGUUUUAUCUAAAUAUAUCAAAUUCUUUCCUCAACAUUUGGCUUAAAACAACUGUCCUUUCAGCAGUUUUUUUUUUUUUUUUGCACAUUAAGGUUGUUUGAACAACAACAACAUCUCAGGAACUAUUAAAGACAAACACCUGGAAUAAUUUCUGCUAUUUCUUAUGACAUUUAUUCAGAAUCUUCAAUCCAGUUAAACUUGUCAUAUCUGCUCUGUCACUUAUGAACAAAAAUAGUUAUUUUUUUAAUUUUAAUAUAAGUAUUCCACGUGUUUCUUUUGUAUUAUUGUGACAUGAAGCUACAUGUGGUUCAGACAAUAUUUCUGACUUCUGCAUGAUCAAUUUUUUUUUGUUAAUAUGAGCUCAAAGAUGGAAGUUUUCAUGACGGCCUCAAUUUUUUUCAUUCUUGAACUCAACCAAGUGGAACCAUAUUCUCUGGUUCUUUGUUGUUCUUGUCCAAUAAUGUAGAAUCUAAAUCAAUUAUGUGAUGAGAACUAAGAGUAAAAGUUUCAGUUUUUUUUCUUUAAUAGUUCCUGAGAUAUUGUUGUUCAAACAGCCUCAAAUUUGAAUGAAUGACAAAACCUGCAGACACUCGUUUUCCUGGUAUUUAUUAAAUUUAUUGAAUUAUUUUAAACACAGAAACGUCUCAAUACAUCAGUGUGUUUUAAUUUUAGAAACAUUAAUACUUCAUUAUAUCGUAGAUUUCAGACCAGUCAGAGAUGAUGGAGCAGAAAUUAUCUGUUGGAGUCCAGUUUGUUGUUGUGCAGCGAUCGUUUCUGCGCAUGUGCGACUCAUUCCGAGCGAGCCCAUUGGUUCACAGAGACGUCGACUGCUGAUGACGCACUAAACCCUCUCCGGUCGUACCGGAGCCGUUAGUUUCAUCUCUGGGAACGGUUUUGUGUUGAACUCGGUAAAGAGUGGAACAUGUGUCCACCGACAGAAACAGCUUAAAGUCUGUGAGGUUGAGUUUGAGCAGCAGCGACGUGGAUUUGUGCCGGAAACGGGUGAAGACGGACUGCGAGCUGCUGCUGAGCCGCUUCCAGCAAACACAGUCCGUCCGCUUCGAGGUCUUCUCCGGCAUCUGGAGGGACAUGAAGUUCUCUCACAUCUUCUGGUGAUUGGCAGGAGGAGGAGAGUCUGACGGAGGAACAGAGGAACGUUGUCAGCCAUUUGGUGUGAGCUCAACAACAGAGGAAACAUGGAUUCUUCACAAGAAAAACGUGAAAAUAGCAAUGGAGUCAGAUGUAUGACAUCUGAGGAGGACGACGGUUUCCCAACAGCAACAGAGAGAGAUGAAGCACGAAGCUGUGAGCAAUGUGGCAAGACUUUUACUCGAGUGCAUCAUUUAAAAAUCCAUCGACUCACCCACACUGGAGUGAAACCGUUCAGCUGUGAUCAGUGUGGGAAGACUUUUACUUCCAAGAGUACUCUAAAAACACACCAUCUGAUUCACAGUGGAGUUAGACCAUUCAGCUGUGAUCAGUGUGGGAAGACUUUUACUUCCAAGAGUACUCUAAAAACACACCAUCUGAUUCACAGUGGAGUUAGACCAUUCAGCUGUGAUCAGUGUGGGAAGGCGUUUUUUCAGAGGAAUGCCCUAAAAAUCCAUUAACUCAUUCACCGUGGAAUUAAACCAUUCAGGUGUGAUCACUGUGCGAAAACUUUUACUCAGGUGCAACAUUUAAAAAUCCAUCAAUUCACCCACACUGGAGUUAAACCGUUCAGUUGUGAUCAGUGUGAGAAGACUUUUAUUUACAAGAGGAAGUUAACAGCACAUCAAGUCACCCACAGUGGGGUUAAACCGUUCAGUUGUAAUCUGUGUGGGAAGACUUUUACUUACAAGAGUACUUUAAAAACACACCAACUCAUUCACAGUGGAGUUAGGCCAUUCAGUUGUGAUCACUGUGAGAAGACUUUUACUCAGGUGGGCACUCUGAGAAGCCAUCAACUCAUUCACAGUGGAGUUAGGCCAUUCAGGUGUGAUCACUGUGAGAAGACUUUUACUCAGGUGGGCACUCUGAGAAGCCAUCAACUUAUUCACAGUGGAGUUAGACCAUUCAGUUGCGAUCAGUGUGGAAAAACUUUUAAUGACAAGCAUACAUUAACAAGACAUCAACUUGUCCAUAACGAAGGUGAACCAUUCAGCUGUGAUCAGUGUGUGAAAACCUUUACUCAACAUGAACAAUUAAUGAUCCAUCAAUGCCCCCACUCUGGUAGAAAGCUGUACCAGUGUGACUCCUGUGAAAAAACGUUCAAACACCAAAAGAGCCUAAAAUCUCACCAACGCAUCCACACUGGACAUGAUGUUUACACAUGUGAUCACUGUGGUGAACUAUUUGUACAGUACUUACAAUUAAAAGCCCAUGAAGUUACCCACACCGGAGUGAAACCAUUCCACUGUGACCAGUGCGGGAAAGGCUUUAGCUACAUUUGUAGUCUCAAAACUCACCAACGUCUCCACACUGGGGAGAGACCAUACAGAUGUGACGAGUGUAAGAAGACUUUUAAGACUUCGGGUGCACUGAAAAGACACCAACAGAUCCACACCGGGAAGAGAACAUUCAAUCAACGUCACAGUGAGAUUGCAGGGCAGACAUCCGAGCUGGAAGCAGGUGGGCCAGAGAUGGGAAAUGGCACCACACUGCUCCAAAUCCAUCCGCUUGAGCGAAGGAGAGCCCUUGAGGCGAAAUAUCCCGGGAGAUCAGAGAUGAUGGAGCAGAAAUUCUCUGUUGUUGUGUGGUGAUCGUUUCUGCGCAUGUGCGUAUCAUUUCGAGAGAGCCCAUUGGUUUCCGGAGACGUCGGCGGCUGAUGACGCACUAAAUCCUCGACGGUUGUACCGGAGCCAUUAGUUUCAUCUCCGGGAGCGGUUUUGUGUUGAACCCGGUGCAGAGUGGAACGCAUGUCCGCCGACAGAAGCAGCUUAAAGUCUCUGAGGUUGAGUUUGAGCAGCAGCGACGUGGAUUUGUGCCGGAAACAGGUGAAGACGGACUGCGAGCUGCUGCUGAGCCGCUUCCAGCAAACACAGUCCCUCCGCUUCAAGGUCUUCUCCGGCAUCUGGAGGGACAUGAACUUGUCACACAUCGUCUGGUGAUUGGCAGGAGGAGGAGAGUCUGACGGAGGAGCAGAGGAACGUUGUCAGCCAUUCUGUGUGAGCUCAACAACAGAGGAAACAUGGAUUCUUCACAAGAAAAACAUAAAAACAACAAAGGAGUCAGACGUCGGACCUCAGAGGAGGAUAACGAGAGUUCCCCAACAACAAAAAACAGAGAUGAAUCGCUGAAUUGUGAGCAAUGUGGCAAGACUUUUAUCACAGCAACAAAGCUAAGAAUUCACCAACGUAUUCACACUGUGAAGAAACCAUUCAGUUGUGAUCAGUGUGGGCUAACUUUCACUUACAAGUGUAGACUAACAGCACAUCAAGUUGUUCACAGUGGAGUUAAAGCAUUCAGCUGUGAUCAGUGUGGGAAGACAUUUACUUGGAUGAGUGAUGUAAAAAAACAUCAACUCAUCCACAGUGGAGUGAGACCAUUCAGCUGUGAUCAAUGUGAGAAGACUUUUAUUAGAAAGAGUAAGUUAACAGCACAUAAACUCAUUCACAGUGGAGUUAGACCAUUCAGCUGUGAUCAGUGUGAGAAGACGUUUAUUAGCAAGAGUAAGUUAACAACACACCAAUUCAUUCACAGUGAAGUUAGACCAUUCAGCUGUGAUCAUUGUGAGAAGACUUUUACUUCCAAGAGUAAGCUAACAAGACACCAACUCAUCCACAGUGGAGUGAGACCAUUCAGCUGUGAUCAGUGUGAGAAGGCUUUUAUUAGCAAGAGUACGUUAACAACACACCAACUCAUUCACAGUGGAGUUAGACCAUUCAGCUGUGAUCAUUGUGAGAAGACUUUUAUUAGCAAGAGUAAGCUAACAAGACAUGAACUCAUUCACAGUGGAGUUAGACCAUUCAGCUGUGAUCAGUGUGAGAAGACUUUUAUUAGCAAGAGUAAGCUAGCAACACACCAAUUCAUCCACAGUGGAGUUAAACCAUUCAGGUGUGAUCAAUGUGGGAAAACCUUUUCUCAGAAUGGUCAAUUAAGAAGUCAUGGACUCAUCCACAGUGGAGUGAGACCAUUCAGUUGUGAUCAGUGUGGGAGGACUUUUAUUAGCAAGAGUAAGCUAACAAGACACCAACUCAUUCACAGUGGAAUUAGACCAUUCAGUUGUGAUCAGUGUGGGAGGACUUUUACUCGGAUUCAAAACUUCAAAGACCAUCAACUCACCCACAGUGGAGUGAGACCAUUCAGCUGUGAUCAGUGUGAGAAGACUUUUACUCAAAAUGAACAGUUAUUGAACCAUCAGUGCCCACAGUCAGAGAGAAAGCGGUAUCACUGUGACUCUUGUGAAAAAAGUUUCAAGCACCUACGGAACCUAAAAUCUCACCAACGCAUCCACACUGGACAUAAUGUGUAUGCAUGUGGUCACUGUGGCAAACCAUUUAUAAAGUAUGCACGGUUAAAAGCCCAUGAAGUUACCCACACCGGGGUAAAACCAUACCAAUGUGACCAGUGUGGGAAAGGCUUCAACUACAUUGCCACCCUGAAAAUUCACCAACGUAUCCACACUGGGGAGAGACCACACAGAUGUGAGAAAUGUCAGAAGACUUUUAUGACAGCAACACAGUUAAGAAUUCACCAAUAUGUUCACUCUGUGAAGAAACCAUUUAUUUGUGAUGAGUGUGGGAAGACUUUUACUCAAAUAGAUUGUUUAAAGAAACAUCAACUCACCCACAGUGAAGUUCGACCAUUCAGCUGUGAUCAGUGUGGGAAGACUUUUACGCGAAUGGAUUGUUUAAAAAAACAUCAACUCACCCACAAUGAAGUUCGACCAUUCACCUGUGAUCAGUGUGGGAAGACUUUUACUCGACUGGAUCACUUAAAGAACCAUCAACUCACUCACAGUGAAGUUCGAUCAUUCAGCUGUGAUCAGUGUGGGAAGACUUUUACGCGAAUGGUUUAUUUAAAAAAACAUCAACUCACCCACAAUGAAGUUCGACCAUUCAGCUGUGAUCAGUGUGGGAAGACUUUUACUCGAGUGGAUCGGUUAAAGAACCAUCAACUCACCCACAGUGAAGUUCGACCAUUCAGCUGUGAUCAGUGUGGGAAGACUUUUACUCAAAUAGAUUGUUUAAAGAAACAUCAAGUCACCCACAGUGAAGUUCGACCAUUCAGCUGUGAUCAGUGUGGGAAGACUUUUACGCGACUGGAUUAUUUAAAAAACCAUCAACUCGCCCACAAUGAAGUUCGACCAUUCAGCUGUGAUCAGUGUGGGAAGACUUUUACUCGAGUUGAUCAGUUAAAGAAACAUCAACUCACCCACAGUGAAGUUCGAUCAUUCAGCUGUGAUCAGUGUGGGAAGACGUUUACGCGAAUGGUUUAUUUGAAAAAACAUCAACUCACCCACAGUGAAGUUCGACCAUUCAGCUGUGAUCAGUGUGGGAAGACUUUUACUCGAGUGGAUCAUUUAAAAAAACAUCAUCUCACCCACAGUGAAGUUCGACUAUUCAGCUGUGAUCAGUGUGGGAAGACUUUUACUCGAAUAAAUUAUUUAAAGAAACAUCAACUCGCACACAGUGAAGUGAAACCAUUCAUCUGUGAUCAGUGUGAGAUGACUUUUACUCAAGUGGAUCACUUAAAUAAUCAUCAACUCACCCACAGUGAAGUUAAACCAUUCAUCUGUGAUCAGUGUCAGAUGACUUUUACUCAAGUGGAUCAGUUAAAUCAACAUCAACUCACCCACAGUGAAGUAAAACCAUUCAGCUGUGAACAGUGUGAGAUGACUUUUACUCAAGUGGAUCACUUAAAUAAUCAUCAACUCACCCACAGUGAAGUUAAACCAUUCAUCUGUGAUCAGUGUCAGAUGACUUUUACUCAAGUGGAUCAGUUAAAUCAACAUCAACUCACCCACAGUGAAGUAAAACCAUUCAGCUGUGAACAGUGUGAGAUGACUUUUACUCAAGUGGAUCCGUUAAAUGACCAUCCACUGAGCCACAGUGAAGUAAAACCAUUCAUCUGUGAUCAGUGUGAGAUGACUUUUACUCAAGUGGAUCAGUUUAAGAACCAUCAACUCAAACACAGUGAAGUUCGACCAUUCAGCUGUGAUCAGUGUGGAAAGACUUUUACACGAAUGGAUUAUUUAAAGAAACAUCAACUCACCCACAGUGAAGUUCGACUAUUCAUCUGUGAUCAGUGUGGGAAGACUUUUACGCGAAUAGAUUAUUUAAAAAACCAUCUACUCACCCACAGUGAAGUUCGACCAUUCAGCUGUGAUCAGUGUGGGAAGACUUUUACGCGAAUGGAUUAUUUAAAAAAACAUCAACUCACCCACAGUGAAGUUCGACCAUUCAGCUGUGAUCAGUGUGGAAAGACUUUUACCCGAGUGGAUCAUUUAAAAAAACAUCAACUCACCCACAGUGAAGUUCGACUAUUCAGCUGUGAUCAGUGUGGGAAGACUUUUACUCAAGUGGACCAGUUAAAUAACCAUCAACUCACACACAGUGAAGUUAAACCAUUCAUCUGUGAUCAACGCGAGAUGACUUUUACUCAAGUGGAUCAGUUAAAUUACCAUCAACUCACCCACAGUGAAGUUAAACCAUUCAUCUGUGAUCGGUGUGAGAUGACUUUUACUCAAGUGGAUCAGUUAGAAAACCAUCAACUCACCCACAGUGAAGUUAAACCAUUCAUCUGUGAUCAAUGUGAGAUGACUUUUACUCAAGUGGAUCAUUUAAAUAAUCAUCAACUCACCCACAGUGAAGUUAAACCAUUCGUCUGUGAUCAGUGUGAGAUGACUUUUACUCAAGUGGAUCAGUUAAAUCAACAUCAACUCACCCACAGUGAAGUAAAACCAUUCAGCUGUGAUCAGUGUGGGAAGACUUUUACUCAAAAUGAACAGUUAUUGAUCCAUCAAUGCCCACAGUCAGAGAGAAAGCAGUAUCGCUGUGACUCCUGUGAAAAAAGCUUCAAGCACCAAAAGUACCUGAAAUGUCACCAACGCAUCCACACUGGACGUAAAUUGUACACAUGUGAUCACUGUGGCAAACCGUUUGUAAAAUAUGCACAGUUAAAAUCCCAUGAAGUUACCCACACUGGGAUUAAACCAUUUCGCUGUGACCAGUGUGGGAAAGGCUUCAACUACAUUACCAGCCUGAAAAAUCACCAACGUGUCCACACUGGGGAGAGACCAUACAAAUGUGAGAAAUGUCAGAAGACUUUUAUGACAGCAACACAGCGAAGCAUUCACCAAUGUAUUCACACUGUGAAGAAACCAUUCAGUUGUGAUAAGUGUGGGAAGACUUUUACAGUCAAGAGUUCUUUCACAAGACAUCAACUCAUUCACAAUGAAGUUAAACCAUUCAGCUGUGAUCAAUGUGGGAAGACAUUUACUGAGAAGAAUGCUUUAACCAAACAUCAACUCAUUCACAAUGAAGUUAAACCAUUCAGCUGUGAUCAGUGUGGGAAGAGUUUUACUUACAAGAAAAAUUUAACAGCACAUCAAGUGAUUCAUAGUGGAGUGAAACCUUUCGGCUGCAAUCAAUGUGGGAAGACAUUUAUUAGAAAGAGUAAAUUAACGGCACACAAACUCAUUCACAGUGGAGUUCGACCAUUCAGCUGUGAUCAGUGUGGGAAGACUUUUAAUCGGGCACAUCAUUUAAAAGGCCAUCAAGUCAUUCACAGUGGAGUUCGACCAUUCAGCUGUGAUCAGUGUGGGAAGACUUUUACGCGAAUGGAUUAUUUUAAAAAACAUCAACUCACCCACAAUGAAGUUCGACCAUUCAGCUGUGAACAGUGUGAGAUGACUUUUACUCAAGUGGAUCAGUUAAAUCAACAUCAACUCACCCACAGUGAAGUAAAACCAUUCAGCUGUGAACAGUGUGAGAUGACUUUCACUCAAGUGGACCAGUUAAAUGACCAUCAAUUCACCCACAGUGAAGUAAAACCAUUCAUCUGUGAUCAGUGUGGGAAGACUUUUACUCAAGUUGAUCAGUUAAAUCAACAUCAACUCACCCACAGUGAAGUAAAACCAUCCAGCUGUGAUCAGUGUGAGAUGACUUUUACUCAAGUGGAUCAGUUAAAUAACCAUCAGCUCACACACAGUGAAGUUAAACCAUUCAUCUGUGAUCAAUGCGAGAUGACUUUUCCUCAAGUGGAUCAGUUAAAUCAACAUCAACUCACCCACAGUGAAGUAAAACCAUUCAUCUGUGAUCAGUGUGGGAAGAUUUUUACUCAAAAUGAACAGUUAUUGAUCCAUCAAUGCCCACAGUCGGGGAGAAAGCAGUAUCGCUGUGACUCCUGUGAAAAAAGCUUCAAGCACCAAAAGCACCUAAAAUGUCACCAACGCAUCCACACUGGACAUAAAUUGUACACAUGUGAUCACUGUAGUAAACCGUUUGUAAAAUAUGCACAGUUAAAAUCCCAUGAAGUUACCCACACUGGGAUUAAACCAUUUCCCUGUGACCAGUGUGGGAAAGGCUUCAACUACAUUAACAGCCUGAAAAAUCACCAACGUGUCCACACUGGAGAGAGACCAUACAAAUGUGAGAAAUGUCAGAAGACUUUUAUGACAGCAACACAGCGAAGCAUUCACCAAUGUAUUCACACUGUGAAGAAACCAUUCAGUUGUGAUCAGUGUGGGAAGACUUUUACUGUCAAGAGUACUUUAACAAAACAUCAACUCACCCACAGUGAAGUAAAACCAUUCAGCUGUGAACAGUGUGAGAUGACUUUCACUCAAGUGGACCAGUUAAAUGACCAUCAAUUCACCCACAGUGAAGUAAAACCAUUCAUCUGUGAUCAGUGUGGGAAGACUUUUACUCAAGUUGAUCAGUUAAAUCAACAUCAACUCACCCACAGUGAAGUAAAACCAUCCAGCUGUGAUCAGUGUGAGAUGACUUUUACUCAAGUGGAUCAGUUAAAUAACCAUCAGCUCACACACAGUGAAGUUAAACCAUUCAUCUGUGAUCAAUGCGAGAUGACUUUUCCUCAAGUGGAUCAGUUAAAUCAACAUCAACUCACCCACAGUGAAGUAAAACCAUUCAUCUGUGAUCAGUGUGGGAAGAUUUUUACUCAAAAUGAACAGUUAUUGAUCCAUCAAUGCCCACAGUCGGGGAGAAAGCAGUAUCGCUGUGACUCCUGUGAAAAAAGCUUCAAGCACCAAAAGCACCUAAAAUGUCACCAACGCAUCCACACUGGACAUAAAUUGUACACAUGUGAUCACUGUAGUAAACCGUUUGUAAAAUAUGCACAGUUAAAAUCCCAUGAAGUUACCCACACUGGGAUUAAACCAUUUCCCUGUGACCAGUGUGGGAAAGGCUUCAACUACAUUAACAGCCUGAAAAAUCACCAACGUGUCCACACUGGAGAGAGACCAUACAAAUGUGAGAAAUGUCAGAAGACUUUUAUGACAGCAACACAGCGAAGCAUUCACCAAUGUAUUCACACUGUGAAGAAACCAUUCAGUUGUGAUCAGUGUGGGAAGACUUUUACUGUCAAGAGUACUUUAACAAAACAUCAACUCAUUCACAAUGAAGUUAAACCAUUCAGCUGUGAUCAAUGUGGAAAGACAUUUACUCUCAAGAGUAAUUUAAGAAAACAUCAACUCAUUCACAAUGAAGUUAAACCAUUCAGCUGUGAUCAAUGUGGGAAGACAUUUACUGUCAAGAGUAAAUUAACAAAUCACCAACUCAUUCACACUGGAGUUAAACCAUUCAGCUGUGCUCAAUGUGGGAAGACAUUUUCUGAGAAGAGUACUUUAACCAAACAUCAACACACCCACAGUGAAGUUAAACCAUUCAAAUGUGAUCAGUGUGGGAAGACUUACACUCGGUUGAAUAAUUUAAAAAACCACCAACUCACCCACAGUGAAGGUGAACCAUUCAACUGUAGUAGGUGUGUGAAAACCUUUACUGGAAAUGAGCAGUUAUUGAUCCAUCAGUGCCCCCACUCUGGAAGAAAGCGGUAUCACUGUGAUUCCUGUGAAAAAAGUUUCAAGCACCAACGGAAUCUAAAAUGUCACCAACGCAUCCACACUGGACAUGAUGUGUACGCAUGUGAUCACUGUGGUAAACCAUUUGUACGGUAUGCAGAGUUGAAAGCCCAUGAAGUAACCCACACUGGGGUAAAACCUUACCAAUGUGACCAGUGUGGGAAAGGCUUCAGUUACAUUGUCAACCUCAAAACUCACCAACGUGUCCACACUGGGGAGAGACCAUACAGAUGUGAGGAGUGUAAUAAGACUUUUACAACUUUGGAGUAUCUGAAAAAACACCAACAGAUCCACACCAGUGAGAGACCAUACAGAUGUGACGAAUGUAACAAGACUUUUACAACUUUGGAGUAUCUGAAAAAACACCAACGGAUCCACACCAGGAAGAGAACCUUCAAUCAACGUCACAGUGAGCAGAGCAACACAGAUGGACAAAACUCUCAGACUUGUCAGCACUCUGCCAAUGGUGAACAGUGCUGUUGUGACCAGUGUGGACCAACGUCCAACCAACAAGGAACCCUGCAAUGACACCAGCAUAUGCAUAAUGGACACAAACGGAACCCCUGCCAAGAAGAUUUCCCCAUGCUGGGGUCAGUAAAAGUUCAUGACAUCUCCCACAAAGUUAAUGUCCUUGAGAUCAAACUCCACAGAAUUCACAUUUAAUCUUUGUUUAUUGUCUUUGUUAAUGUUGCACUCAAUGAGUCAUCAUUGAAUCGUUUCUCUGUCAGUGUUUUCUGAAAUAUUUCCUUAAUUUCUUCUACAAAAUAAAGGAUCAGCAAGCAUAGUUCCUAUAAGGAGCUGUUGCCCGCUUGGAAAUGUUUUCACAUAUCAUUGCUUUUAAACUUUAAAUCAAUGACCAAGGAAGAAACAAGUGAAGGAGGCCACCAAGACACCUAUGACUCCUAUGAAGGAAUUCCACUUUCAGCAGCUGACAUGGGAGAGACUGUUCAUCCAUCCAUCCAUCCAUCAUUCAUACACUGCUUCAUCCUCGUUAGGGUCGCGCUGAGGCUGAAGCCAAUGCCAGAUGACUGGGGGUGAAGGCAGGGGACACCUGGACAGGUUGCCAGUCUGUCGUCGGGCUACAUAUACAAUCACACUCACAUUCACACCUACGGGCAAUUUAGAGUGAUAAAUUAACCUCAGCAUAUUUUUGGACUGUGGGAAGAAGCCAGAGUAUCUGGAAAAAAAAACACCCAUGUACAGGGAGAACAUGCAAACUCCAUGCAGAAAGAUCCCGGGAAAGCCAGGAUGCGAACCAGGGAUCUUCUAGCUGCAAAGCAAAAGUGCUAACCACUACUCCACUGUGCAGCCCACUGUUGAUUCAAAAAAGUAAACAAAUUAAAAAUAGAAAUCAAGUACAGUGUCACUAAAGAGUAGUCACCCCCUUUAGAAGUUUUUCCCUUGUCAUUCCUUGUGAACAGUAAAUCAUGAGUGACCAAAAAAGAGACUAGUGAAGGAGGUCACCAAGACACCUAUGACUCCUCUGAAGGAGUUCCAUCUUCAUCAGCUGAGAUGUUAGAGACUGUUCAUCCAACAACUGCUGUCUGUUUUUCACCAGUCAAAGCUUUAUGGAGACAAAGAGAAAGACUCUGUGAAGAAAAAUUCUUAAGUCUGGACUAGAGUUCACCAGAAGACAUGUGGAGACUCUGAAGUCACCUGAAGAAGGAUCUUUGGUCUGACUUUCUCUUUAUUCUUUGGUGUUCUGCUGAAGUGAGCAGACUGAAAAUCCUGGUUUGAGCUUCAUCAUGAUGAACCUACUUCCUUUUUUAAAAAAUGAAAUUGUAGCUUAUGUAUUGUUAAGUGUUGUCUUGUUCAGUUGUUUUAAUGCUUAAUCAUUAAGCUUUACUUCUGGCAUUUCAUUUAAAUCCACCUUCACUGGCUCUUUUUUUCCGAUAAAGUUUGGAUAUUUUGACUGGUAUCAGUAAAGUUUUAGCUCAGUCUUUUGAAUGUUUUCCUCACCAUUGAACUUCUUGCAGGGUUUUUGCACAUUUAACUUUGAGAGUGUUUGAUCACACCUGGAAUUUCUACUGCUAUUUCUUAUCAUGACAUUAAUUCAGAAUCUGUGUAACAGGGUCCAUGGUGCAGCAGUGGUUUUGGGUGAAAUUUAUCUGUGAUUUAGUAUUAGGAAUCUAUAAUACACCAUAUAUGUUUGACUUUGUUAUAUUUUUGUCUGUAGUCACUUCAUUGGAUGCUGAUUUGUGCUGGAGAUUGAGUGUGCUCAAGCGGUGCAUCACAGGGACACUUUGGUAAUUGAAAGUAACAAAAUCGUGAAGGAAACUAAUUGGUAGAUGUGUAUAAUAUUGUAAAUACACUGGUGGAAAAAAGUUUUUGGACACUCCAUGAAUUUGUGAAAUAUUGCAUAAAGAAUCAGUCUUAGGCCUUCAAAUGCAAUUUAUUUUAGUACAGUCACAACCGUAAUAUGAAACAAAUCCUACAAAAGCCAUUAAAACUUGCAAUUGAUUGGUUGCAUGUGCAUCAGCAUGUGCUUUCGGUGGUAUCAAAAAAAUAAAAGACAUGUGAAAUACAGGAAUUUCCCUAAAUUUUGACACCAUGCACAACUUGCCUCUAUAAACCCUCCUAUGUUUAAUGUUGACCUUUGAAUCCAAAGGUCGGACAGAUAUUUUUGAUUUUUAGUUGUUCAUAUUUCAUGCAUUACAUACCAUAGCACUUUGAUUUUAUACAGAUCCAAUCCUGAGCCAAAGUAUACCACUUAAAAUUUCUAAUGGAUAUGAUGAUUAGUUUUUGUGUAAUGGGUGGCCAAAUGUAGCAGUUUAGAAGUUCAUGAUGGAUAAAAUUGCAACUUUGUCAUUCUCUGUAACAUGCAAUUAUAAAUAUGAAAUAAAUAUUUUCACAUUUCUGAGGA